Messenger RNA from Capra hircus (goat), 4248 nucleotides. It is a transcript of the gene FGFR1, whose product is annotated as fibroblast growth factor receptor 1. The transcript has 18 exons. The record is from RefSeq and is a predicted model, not a curated record. The coding region runs from base 954 to 3416 and encodes 820 amino acids. Gene Ontology annotation, biological process: positive regulation of kinase activity; multicellular organism development; positive regulation of cell population proliferation. NCBI's taxonomy places the organism in Eukaryota, Metazoa, Chordata, Mammalia, Artiodactyla, Bovidae. Gene Ontology annotation, cellular component: membrane; signaling receptor complex. Gene Ontology annotation, molecular function: fibroblast growth factor binding; ATP binding; fibroblast growth factor receptor activity.
AGUUGGAGGGGCGGGCACGCGUCAAAGGAGGCCAGACAGACUGAGGCAAAGGAGCAGCAGAGCGCCGGGCGACUCAACCCGCUCCCCCCUUCUCGGGGGCCCUCGGCUCAGAACUACAAGGCCCAGCAGGCAGCGGCAGGGGGAGGAGGAGGAGGUGGGACCAGCGUGGGGUGGGAGUGCGAGAAGGAGCCCUCGCGCCUUGCCGGCGCAUAGCGCUCGGAGCGCUCCUGCGGGCACUGGCGCGGCGGCCUCGGCUGUGGCUGCGGCGCGGCGCGGGAGCCCGAAGUCUUGUCCAGCCGCAGCGCGCGGAGGAGCCCGGGCUGUGCCCAGAGCUGGGCGGCGACGUCCGGACAGCCCCGAGACUCCGCUUAGCGCAUUGCGGCGACCUCGCCUUCCCCGGCCGAGAGCGCGCGCCGCAGCUGGAAGAGCGGCGGAGCCCGAGGACUUUUCUCCGGUCCGAGGGGCGCCCCGCCGGGCGCAGGGGACCAGGGCGGCAGUCGGGCACGCCGCGGCGCCGGGGCCCCCGCCAGGCGAUGGAGCCCGGGCUGCCAGAAGCUUGAGGGCCGCCGCCCGGUGCUGGAGAGGGGGGGGCCACAGGGUCUGGAGACCCCGGGCGGCGGACAGGAGCCCUCCCCCCGCCCCGCCUCCAGGGCACCAGCUUCGGCUCCAUUGUUCCCGCCCGGGCUGGAGGCGCCGAGCCCCGAGCGCCACCGGGAGUCGAGCGCCGGCCGCGGGAGCUCCUGCGGCCCCGCCAGGACCCGAGCGGAGCCCGGGGGCGGCGGGCCGGAGCCAGGGACGCGGACGCCCGCCCGCCCGCACGAGCCACGGCGGACUCUCCAGAGGCGGAACCGCAGCGCCGAGUGAGAGUCAGCUUGCAAAGGAGGAUCAAGCCCACGGCGGAGUCUCCAUGGAGGUGUGGAGCUUGGUCACCAACCUCUAACCGCAGAACUGGGAUGUGGAGCCGGAAGUGUCUCCUCUUCUGGGCCGUGCUGGUCACAGCCACGCUCUGCACUGCCAAGCCGGCCCCGACCUUGCCGGAGCAAGCCCAGCCCUGGGGAGCCCCUGUGGAAGUGGAGUCCCUCCUGGUCCACCCCGGUGACCUGCUGCAGCUCCGCUGUCGGCUGCGGGACGAUGUUCAGAGCAUCAACUGGCUGCGGGACGGGGUGCAGCUGGCGGACAGCAACCGCACGCGCAUCACUGGGGAGGAGGUGGAGGUUCGGGGCUCCGUGCCCGCCGACUCAGGCCUCUACGCCUGCGUGACCAGCAGCCCCUCCGGCAGUGACACCACCUACUUCUCUGUCAACGUCUCAGAUGCGCUCCCCUCGUCGGAGGAUGACGAUGACGACGAUGACUCCUCUUCCGAGGAGAAGGAAACAGAUAACACCAAACCAAACCGUAUGCCCGUGGCUCCGUACUGGACGUCACCAGAAAAGAUGGAAAAGAAACUGCACGCGGUGCCAGCUGCCAAGACAGUGAAGUUCAAAUGCCCUUCCAGUGGGACCCCGAACCCCACGCUGCGCUGGCUGAAAAACGGCAAAGAAUUCAAGCCUGACCACAGGAUCGGAGGCUACAAGGUCCGUUAUGCCACCUGGAGCAUCAUUAUGGACUCCGUGGUGCCUUCGGAUAAGGGCAACUACACCUGCAUCGUGGAGAACGAAUACGGCAGCAUCAACCAUACCUACCAGCUCGAUGUCGUGGAGCGGUCCCCUCACCGGCCCAUCCUGCAGGCGGGCUUGCCGGCCAACAAGACGGUGGCCCUGGGCAGCAAUGUGGAGUUCAUGUGCAAGGUGUACAGUGACCCGCAGCCCCACAUCCAGUGGCUGAAGCACAUCGAGGUGAACGGGAGUAAGAUUGGGCCGGACAACCUGCCUUAUGUCCAGAUCUUGAAGACGGCCGGAGUUAACACCACCGACAAAGAGAUGGAGGUGCUGCACUUAAGGAAUGUCUCCUUUGAGGACGCGGGGGAGUAUACAUGCUUGGCGGGUAACUCUAUCGGACUCUCCCAUCACUCUGCAUGGCUGACCGUUCUGGAAGCCCUGGAAGAGAGACCAGCGGUGAUGACCUCGCCGCUGUACCUGGAGAUCAUCAUCUACUGCACGGGGGCCUUCCUCAUCUCCUGCAUGGUGGGCUCUGUCAUCAUCUACAAGAUGAAGAGCGGCACGAAGAAGAGCGACUUCCACAGCCAGAUGGCCGUGCACAAGCUGGCCAAGAGCAUCCCUCUGCGCAGACAGGUGUCAGCCGACUCCAGCGCGUCCAUGAACUCCGGGGUCUUGCUGGUUCGGCCCUCGCGUCUCUCCUCCAGCGGCACCCCUAUGCUGGCCGGGGUAUCUGAAUAUGAGCUUCCUGAAGACCCUCGCUGGGAGCUGCCUCGGGACAGACUGGUUUUAGGCAAGCCACUGGGAGAGGGCUGCUUUGGGCAGGUGGUGUUGGCGGAGGCCAUCGGGCUGGACAAGGACAAACCCAACCGUGUGACCAAAGUGGCCGUGAAGAUGCUAAAGGCGGAUGCAACAGAGAAAGACCUGUCAGACCUGAUCUCUGAGAUGGAGAUGAUGAAGAUGAUUGGGAAACACAAGAACAUCAUCAACCUGCUGGGGGCCUGCACACAGGACGGUCCCCUGUACGUCAUCGUGGAGUAUGCCUCCAAGGGCAACCUCCGAGAGUACCUGCAGGCCCGGAGGCCGCCAGGGCUGGAGUACUGCUACAACCCCAGCCACCACCCCGAGGAGCAGCUCUCCUCCAAGGACCUGGUGUCCUGUGCCUACCAGGUGGCCCGAGGCAUGGAGUAUCUUGCCUCCAAGAAGUGCAUCCACCGGGACCUGGCCGCCAGGAACGUCCUGGUGACUGAGGACAACGUGAUGAAGAUCGCGGACUUCGGUCUUGCUCGAGACAUCCACCACAUCGACUACUAUAAAAAGACAACCAAUGGCCGACUGCCUGUCAAGUGGAUGGCACCGGAGGCCUUGUUUGACCGGAUCUACACCCACCAGAGCGACGUGUGGUCUUUUGGGGUACUCCUCUGGGAAAUCUUCACUCUGGGCGGCUCCCCAUACCCUGGGGUCCCCGUGGAGGAGCUUUUCAAGCUGCUGAAGGAGGGUCAUCGUAUGGACAAGCCCAGUAACUGCACCAACGAGCUCUACAUGAUGAUGAGAGACUGCUGGCACGCAGUCCCCUCUCAGAGACCCACCUUCAAGCAGCUGGUGGAAGACCUCGACCGCAUCGUGGCCUUGACCUCCAACCAGGAGUACCUGGACCUGUCAAUGCCCCUGGACCAAUACUCCCCCAGCUUCCCCGACACCCGCAGCUCCACCUGCUCCUCCGGGGAGGAUUCCGUCUUCUCUCACGAGCCCUUGCCCGAGGAACCCUGCCUGCCCCGACACCCGGCCCAGCUGGCCAACGGCGGACUCAAACGGCGCUGACUGGCCCCCAUACCCCGCACCCCUCCCCGGACUCCAUCCUCAACUGUGGCUCCGCCCCUCCUCCCGCUGGACUCGCUGCCUCCCCUGCGCUCUGCUGGCCGGCCUCCCUGAGGCCCGCACGCCCGAGCUCCCCUCCUCUCCUCCUCACAGCCUGACAGAGGAGCAGGGAGGCCGGUCCUUGCUGACGGCUACUACGUGGCCUGCCAAACGUUGGACCAAGACCCUGUCCCUGCCGCCUGGAGGGUCGGGCAGUGGGGGCCGAGCCGCCCUCGAGCGAGAGCCGACUUAGCUUUCCUGCAUUGGUUUUGCCUGCUCUGCGCAGCCCAUGUGCCCGUGUUUUGGUGGCAGGUCCUCGGGCUACAGCGGGAGUUGGGUGUAGAGGUGGUCAGCGCUCGGGCCUCCGCAGAAGGCGACCUCUGUUCCAGAUGGAUAGUGCCAGUGGCUUAUUUGAUUCCGAUACUGAUUUGCUUUGAUGACCAAAUACCUGGUACCCGAGGGUGGGGACGCAGAGGCCAGGAGCCGGCGGUGUGGCCCUGGGGCCCAGCCCCAAAGCAGGGGCUCUGUACAUAGCUACGAAGAAAACACAAAGUGUAUAAAUCUGAGUAUAUAUUUACAUGUCUUUUUAAAAGGGUCGUUACCAGAGAUUUACCCAUUGGGUAAGAUGCUCCUGGUGGUUGGGAGGCAUCAGUUGCUAUAUAUUAAAAAAAAAAAAAAAGUUUUUAAAAAGGUCAUAUAUUUUUUGCUACUUUUGCUGUUUUAUUUUUUUAAAUUAUGUUCUAAACCUAUUUUCAGUUUAGGUCCCUCAAUAAAAAUUGCUGCUGCUUCAAUUUUA